AUGCAAGGUUCUGCACUUGAAUGUGACAGUCAACACUUCCGCUGUGGAAAUGGGCGUUGUAUACCUGUAACCUGGAGGUGUGAUAGGACCGGAGACUGUAUCGAUAACACAGAUGAAAUUGGCUGCCCUCACCAACCUUGCCAGACAGGCCAUUUCCAGUGUAAUACUAGUGGGGCAUGCAUCCCUCAGUCCUGGGUGUGUGACGAGGAGAUGGACUGUGAAGAUGGCUCAGAUGAACAUCAGCAGUGCCCUGGGAGGACAUGCUCAAGCCAUCAGAUAACAUGUUCCGACGGGCAGUGUAUCCCAAACGAAUACAGGUGCGACCGUGUCAAAGACUGCUCAGACGAAGCUGACGAGAAAGACUGCCAUUACCCAACAUGUGAGCAGUUGACUUGUGCCAAUGGAGCCUGCUAUAAUACUAGUGAGAAGUGUGAUGGGAAAAUUGAUUGCAGGGACAACUCCGAUGAAGUCAACUGCACUCACGUAUGUGAUCACUCCUAUUUUCAAUGCAACAAUGGAGAGUGUGUUCCUCAAUCAUUUGUCUGUGACCGUAGCAAUGACUGUGGAGACAACAGCGAUGAACAUUCUUGCGCCAACGUAAGCUGCAAAAGCAACCAGUUCACUUGUCCAAAUGGCAAUUGCAUUCAUGAAAGCUGGGUUUGUGAUGGAGAAAAUGACUGUGAUGAUAAUGGAGAUGAAGAUGGAUGCGAAAGCAGUGAUCAGUAUCAUCGUAAAUGUUACCCAAGAGAAUGGGCUUGUCCAGAGUCUGGACAAUGCAUCCCAAUUGAAAAACUUUGUGAUGGGACUCCAGAUUGCCCAGCAGGAGAAGAUGAAACCAAUAUUACUGCAGGAAGAAAUUGUGGUGUGUCUAUGUGUCCCAUCUUGAGCUGUCAGUACAACUGCUACAAGUCGCCAUCUGGAGGGGUGUGUUAUUGUCCCGAAGGUUAUAUCAUCAACAGCAAUGAUUCUCGUACUUGUGUUGAUUUUGAUGAUUGCCAGAUAUGGGGGAUUUGUGCCCAGAUGUGUGAAGACCGCAUUGGCCAUCACCAGUGCCACUGUGCAGAAGGGUAUGUCUUGGAGCAUCAACGGCACUGCAAAGCUAGCACUUCCUCUGGCGAGGCCUCUGUUAUCUUCUCCAAUGGUCGGGAUUUGCUAAUUGGUGACAUUCAUGGAAGGAGCUUCCAGAUCCUCGUAGAGUCUCAGCACCGGGGAGUGGCUGUGGGUGUGGAUUUUCACUAUGACCUGCACAGGGUCUUUUGGACAGACGUCAUGCAAGAUAAGGUUUUUUCAGUUGACAUUAAUAGUUUAGAUAUCCAAGAAGUUCUCAAUGUUUCUGUUGACGCAGCAGAGAAUUUGGCUGUGGACUGGAUUAAUAAUAAACUUUAUGUGGUGGAGACCAAGGUCAACCGCAUAGAUUUGGUAAAUUUGGAUGGAAGUGAUCGGGUUACCCUUAUCACUGAAAACUUGGGGCAUCCUAGAGGAAUCGCUGUAGACCCAACUAUUGGUUAUUUAUUUUUCUCAGAUUGGGAGAAUCUUUCCGGGGAGCCUACAGUGGAAAGGGCUUUCAUGGAUGGCAGUGCCCGUAAAAAUUUGGUAAAAUCAAAGCUGGGAUGGCCUGCUGGGAUAACUCUGGAUAUAGUAUCAAAGCGUGUUUACUGGGUUGACUCCCGGUUUGAUUACAUUGAGACUGUAACUUAUGAUGGACUUCAAAGGAGGACAGUAGUUCAUGGAGGCUUGCUCAUUCCUCAUCCCUAUGGAAUAAGCGUGUUUGAAGAGCAGUUGUUCUUUACUGAUUGGACAAAGAUGGCUGUAAUGAAGGCGAAUAAGUUCACAGAAACCAACCCACAAGUAUACUACCAGUCCACCCUGAGACCUUAUGGAGUAACUGUUUACCAUUCCCUCAGACAGCGCAGAGCUGUAAAUCCUUGUGGAAAUAACAAUGGAGGUUGUGAACAGGUCUGUGUCAUCAGCCACAUAUUAGAUAAUGACGGUUUGGGUUACCGCUGCAAGUGCACCCUUGGCUUCGACCUGGCUGACGACAACCACCACUGUGUUGCUGUUAAGAAGUUCCUACUCUUUUCAUCCCAAGUGGCCAUUCGCGGGAUCCCGCCUGUCCUCACUUCCCAGAAAGAUGUCAUGGUUCCAGUCACGAGAAGUCAUUCUUUCUUUGUUGGGGUUGAUUUUUGGGCCCAAGAGAAAACUAUCUUUUUUUCAGAUACAGCACAAGAUACGAUUUGUAGACAAAAUAUUGAUGGCACAGGAAGAGAAAUUCUCACAGCUAACAGGGUGGAAAAUGUUGAAGGUUUGACUUUUGACUGGAUUUCAAAGAAUCUCUAUUGGACAGAGGCUUCUUACAGGUCUGUUAGUGUCAUGAGAAUAGCUGAUAAAUCGAGACGAGAAAUAGUCCAGAAUUUAAAUAACCCACGAUCAAUUGUAGUUCAUCCUAUCAUGGGGUAUAUAUUCUGGACUGAUUGGUUCCGUCCCGCUAAAAUUAUGAGAGCAUGGAGUGAUGGAUCUCAUGCUUUGCCUAUAGUAAACACUACUCUUGGAUGGCCCAACGGGUUGGCCAUAGAUUGGAGUGCUUUACGAUUAUACUGGGUAGAUGCCUUUUUUGACAAAAUUGAGCACAGCACUUUUGAUGGUUUAGAUAGAAGAACCCUGAGCAAUAUAGAACAGAUGACACAUCCAUUUGGACUUACCAUCUUGGGAGAGUAUGUAUUUUUUACCGACUGGAGACUGGGUGCUAUUGUUCGAGUUAGGAAAACUGAUGGUGGGGCAAUGACCAUUAUCAGAGAAUUCAUCAGUAACAUAAUGCACGUGAAAUCGUAUGAUGCUGACAUCCAGACCGGUUCCAAUUACUGCAGUCGACCCACCAACCCUAAUGGCGACUGCAGCCACUUCUGCUUUCCGGUGCCAAAUUUCCAACGGGUUUGUGGUUGCCCUUAUGGAAUGAGCCUGAGCUCUGAUCACGUGACGUGCGUGGAAGACCCGGUUCAUGAACCACCAAUGGAGCAGUGUGGCAUAUAUUCCUUCCCCUGUAAUAAUGGCAGAUGUGUGCCCAAUCACUACCACUGUGAUGGAAUUGAUGACUGCCACGAUAACAGUGAUGAACACCAAUGUGGCACAUUUAAUAAUACCUGUGCACCUUCAGCAUUCAGUUGUGCCAAUGGGCAAUGCAUCCCUUCAGUCUGGCACUGUGACAAGCACAAUGACUGUGAGGAUGGCAGCGAUGAACAGAACUGCCCCACUCAAAGACCUGUUUCCUGUGCUGAGAACCAGUACACCUGUGAUAAUAACCUGUGUAUCCCAAAAAGCUGGGUCUGUGACACAGAUAAUGAUUGUGGGGAUGGAUCUGAUGAAAAGUACUGUGGAUCUAUAGAGACAUGCCACGUUACUCAGUUUCAGUGUGUGGACCAUCAUCGAUGUAUUGACCUAACUUUUGUCUGUGAUGGGGACAAGGACUGUGUUGAUGGAUCUGAUGAGGCUGAUUGUGUAUUUAACUGCACUGCUUAUCAGUUCAUGUGUGCGAGUGGGGAUCAGUGUAUUAACAACAUAUACGUUUGUGAUGGUGUUUUUGACUGCAAUGACCACUCUGAUGAGAGAGGCUGUCCAACCAGGCCUCCUGGUAUAUGCCACCCAGAUGAAUUUCAGUGCCAAGCAGAUGGUGCCUGCAUCCCGGAGACCUGGGAGUGUGAUGGGCAUCCAGACUGCAUCCAUGGAUCUGAUGAGCACUCUGGCUGCCUUCCCAAGACCUGCCCUCCAACUCAUUUCCUCUGUGACAAUGGAAACUGCAUCUUCAAAUCAUGGCUCUGUGAUGGGGACAAUGACUGCAGGGAUAUGAGUGAUGAGAGGGACUGCGCUACUCAGGCUUUUCAUUGCCCCAGUUGGCAAUGGCAGUGCCCCGGCCUUAGCAUCUGUGUGAAUCUGAGUGCGGUGUGUGAUUCUACCCGUGACUGCCCCAAUGGGGCAGACGAGUCCCCCGUUUGCAACCAAGAGAGCUGCUCAGAGAAUAAUGCUGGUUGUACUCAUCAGUGUAUUCAAGGUCCCUUUGGGGCUGAAUGCCUCUGUCCAUUGGGAUUCCUACUUGGCAAUGAUUCUAAGACCUGUGAGGACAUCAAUGAAUGUGAUUUUCCAGGCUUUUGUAGCCAGCACUGUCACAAUGUGAGAGGUUCAUUCCGGUGCUGGUGUGAUGCAGGCUACAUAUUAGAAGGUGAUGGGAGGACUUGCAGAGCUCAAGCACUUGACAGUCUGCUGUUAUUGGUGGCAAGUCAGAACAAAAUCGUUGCUGACAAUAUCACUUCCCAGAUCCACAAUAUCUAUUCACUGGUCCAAAAUGGUUCUCACAUUGUAGCUAUUGAUUUCGAUUCAAUCAGUGGGCGUAUAUUUUGGUCUGACGUAAUUCAGGACAAAAUCUGGAGCGCAUUUCAAAAUGGAACAGACAGAAAAGUAAUAAUUGACAGUGGUAUCACCAUGACGGAAAGUAUUGCAAUAGAUUGGGUAGGUCGCAAUCUAUACUGGACAGACUAUGCUCUGGAAACAAUUGAAGUCUCUAAAAUGGAUGGGAGCCACAGGACUGUGCUGAUUAGUGAAAAUGUAACAAAUCCAAGAGGACUAGCAUUAGAUCCCAGAAUUGAUGACCAUCUAUUGUUCUGGUCUGACUGGGGCCAUCACCCUCGUAUUGAACGAGCCAGCAUGGAUGGCAGUAUGCGCACUGUCAUUGUCCAGGACAAGGUCUUCUGGCCCAAUGGCUUAACCAUUGACUAUAGCAAUAGACUGAUCUAUUUCACGGAUGCUUAUCUUGAUUACAUAGACUUUUGUGAUUACAAUGGAUAUCAUCGGAGGCAGGUGAUAGCCAGUGAUUUGAUCCUGCGGCAUCCCCAUGCCAUAACUCUCUUUGAAGAUUCCAUGUACUGGACUGACCGCUAUACUCAUCGAGUUAUGCAAGCCAACAAGUGGCAUGGGGGGAACCAGUCAGUCGUAAUUUAUAAUAUUCACCAGCCCCUUGGAAUUGCUGCAGUUCACCCUGUGAAACAGCCACCUAGUAUAAAUUCAUGUGCUUCUUCCCCCUGCAGCCAUCUAUGCCUGCUUUCUUCGCAGGGGCCAAACUUUUACUCUUGUACGUGUCCUUCAGGAUGGCUUUCCUCUCUUGAGUCUGUGAAUUGCUUGAGAGAUGAAAAACCUUUCUUAAUAACUGUAAGACAGCAUGUAAUUUUUGGGAUCUCCCUUAAUCCUGAGCAGAAGAGCAAUGAUGCUAUGGUUCCCAUAGCAGGGCUACAGAACGGUUAUGAUGUUGACUUUGACGAUUCAGAGCAAUUCAUCUAUUGGGUUGAGCAUCCAGGUGAAAUUCACAGAGUGAAGACAGAUGGCACCAACAGGAUGGUGUUUGUCCCUGCAUCUAUUGUGGGAUCUCCUGUAAGCUUGGCCUUGGAUUGGAUAUCAAGAAACCUUUAUUAUACCAACCCUGCAACUCAGUCAAUUGAGGUUUUGACUCUCAGGGGAGAUCAGAGAUACAGGAAAACACUGAUUACCAAUGAUGGGACAGCUACUGGAGUUGGUCUUCCAAUCGCCAUAACUAUUGAUCCUGCUCGUGGGAAACUGUACUGGACAGACCAAGGAACUGACAGUGGGGUUCCUGCCAAGAUUGCAAGUGCUAACAUGGAUGGCACAUUUUCAAAAAUUCUUUUCACUGGGAACCUUGACCACCUGGAGUUCAUCACUCUUGACAUCAAAGAGCAGAAACUCUACUGGGCAGUCACCAGCACGGGAGUGAUUGAAAGAGGAAAUGUGGACGGUACAAAUCGAAUGAUCCUGGUAUAUCACCUUUCCCAUCCUUGGGGAAUUGCUGUCUAUGAUUCCUUCCUUUAUUAUUCUGAUAAAGACUAUGAGGUCAUUGAACGAGUUGACAAGGCAACUGGGGCCAACAAAGUAGUCUUGAGAGACAAUGUUCCAAAUCUGAGGUGCCUUCGAGUUUAUCACAGGCAUGAUUCUGCUGAUUCCUCAAAUGGCUGUAGCAACAACAUGAAUGCCUGUCAGCAGAUUUGCCUGCCUGUACCAGGAGGGCUGUUCUCCUGCGCCUGUGCCACUGGAUUUAAACUCAAUCUUGAUAAUCGGACCUGUUCUCAGUAUAGCUCUUUCAUUGUUGUUUCAAUGCUGUCUGCAAUCAAAGGCUUUAGCUUGGAAUUGUCAGAUCACUCACAGGCCAUGGUUCCAGUGGCAGGCCGAGGACGAAAUGCACUCCAUGUGGAUGUUGAUGUGUCUUCUGGCUUUAUUUAUUGGUGUGAUUUCAACAGCUCUGUGGCAUCUCAGAAUGCAAUCCGUAGAGUCAAACCAGAUGGGUCUCAUUUUACAAAUAUUGUUACAAAUGGGAUAGGACAAAAUGGUGUCCGGGGUAUUGCAUUGGAUUGGGUAGCAGGAAAUCUUUAUUUUACCAAUGCUUUUGUGUCUGAAACACUGAUAGAAGUUCUGAGAAUCAAUACUACCUACCGCCGUAUUCUCCUUAAAGCCACAGUGGAUAUGCCCAGGGACAUUGUUGUAGAUCCCAAGAACAGAUAUCUUUUCUGGGCCGACUACGGGCAGAGGCCAAAGAUUGAACGUGCCUUUCUUGACUGUACCAAUCGAACUGUGCUUGUAUCAGAAGGCAUUGUCACACCUCGGGGCUUGGCAGUGGACCAUUACAAUAGCUAUAUUUAUUGGGUUGAUGAUUCUUUAGAUAUGAUCACAAGGACCCAUAUUAUUAGUGGUGAAUCUGAAGUGAUUCGUGUUGGUGGUCGUUACCCAACUCCUUAUGGUAUCACUGUUUUUGGAAAUUCUAUCAUAUGGGUAGAUAGGAAUUUGAAAAAAAUCCUCCAGGCUAGCAAAGAACCAGGGAACACAGAACCACCAACAGUGAUAAGGGACAAUCUCGAUUGGCUAAGAGAUGUGACCAUAUUUGACCAGCAGGUCCAGCCCCGGUCACCAGCAGAGGUCAAUAACAACCCUUGCAUGGAAAGUAAUGGUGGGUGCUCCCAUCUCUGCUUUGCUCUGCCUGGAUUGCAGACUCCAAAAUGUGGCUGUGCCUUUGGGACUGUGGAAAGUAAUGGCAAGAGCUGUGCCCUUUCAACCGAAAAUGUUCUCAUCUUUGCCUUGGAAAAUUCAUUAAGAAGCUUGCAGUUGGACCCUGAAAACCACAGCCCACCUUUCCGUGCAAUAAAUGUGGAAAGAAUUGCUGUGGCCCUGGACUAUGACAGCAUAAAUAAUAGAAUCUACUUCACACAAACUUCAGAAUCUGGACGUGGCCGGAUUUCCUAUGUUAACCUGUACUCAGGGAAUAGUUCUUCAACAGUCAUUGCUUCAGAUAUCGGGUCUGCUGAGGGCAUUGCCUUUGACUGGAUCAAUAACAGAAUUUAUUACAGUGACUACGUCAACCAGACAAUUAACUCCAUGGCCGUUGAUGGUUCUAAUCGCACUGUGAUAGCUCGUGUUUUAAGACCAAGAGCAGUUGUGUUAGAUCCUUGCCGAGGGUACAUGUACUGGACUGACUGGAGUACUAAUGCCAAAAUUGAGAGAGCCACACUGGGAGGAAACUUCCGGGUAUCCAUUGUGAACAGCAGCUUGGUCUGGCCCAAUGGGCUCACUCUAGACUAUGAGGAGGAGCUUCUCUACUGGGCAGAUGCCAGCCUGCAGCGAAUUGAACGCAGCUCUCUAACAGGCAUGGACCGUGAGGUCGUUGUCAGCACAACCUUACAUCCUUUUUCCAUGACUGUCUACGGCCAGUAUAUUUACUGGACUGACUGGUACACAAAGUCAGUUUACCGAGCUAACAAAUAUGAUGGGUCAGGUCAGAUUGUAAUGAUCACCAAUUUACCCACUCCUCCCAUGGGUAUUCUCAUUUCUGGAAAGAGCGAGCAACGUCAAUGUGGCAGUCCUUGCAGUCAGUUUAAUGGGGGCUGCAGCCACAUCUGUGCACCCGGUCCAAAUGGUGCUGAGUGCCAGUGUCCAGCUGAGGGCCGUUGGUAUCUGGCCAACAACAAUAAGCACUGCAUUGUGGACAAUGGUACCCGGUGUAGUGGGAACGAGUUCACCUGCCUCAAUGGGCGCUGCAUCCCGGAGGAGUGGAAAUGUGACAAUGACCCUGAGUGUGGUGAUGGCAGUGAUGAGCUGGAAAGUGUCUGUGCUUUUCACACCUGCCCAUGGACAGCCUUCACCUGUGCCAAUGGGCGGUGUGUCCAGUACCGUUUCCGCUGUGACCACUACAAUGACUGUGGUGACAACAGUGAUGAAGCAGGCUGUCUGUUCAGGCCCUGUAACACCAGCACAGAAUUUGCUUGCAAUAAUGGAAGGUGCAUAUCGCUUGAGUAUGUCUGCAAUGGUAUAAACAACUGCCACGAUAAUGACACUUCAGAUGAGAGAAACUGCCCUGAUCGAACUUGCCAGCCUGGAUACACAAAAUGUCAGAAUACAAACAUUUGCAUUCCUCGCACUUACUUGUGUGAUGGAGACAAUGACUGUGGAGAUAUGAGUGAUGAAAGUGCCACUUACUGCGCUGCUAACACAUGCACCGACACUGAGUUCCUGUGCGGGACUGGGCGAUGCAUUCCUUCUCGAUGGUACUGUGAUCAAGACCAAGAUUGUGGUGAUGGCUCUGAUGAACCUGCCUCUUGUGUGUUCUAUGAGCGAACAUGCUCCAGUGAACAGUUCAUGUGUGAUGAUGGAAGGUGCAUCUUAAGAAACUGGAUCUGUGAUGGUGAUAAUGACUGUGGGGACAUGAGUGAUGAGGAUGAAAGACAUCACUGUGAGAAUCAUACCUGCGCAAGUUAUGAGUUUUUCUGUGUAAACAGUGUCCCUCCCUCCAGGAGGUGUAUUCCCCAAGCUUGGGUGUGUGAUGGCGAUGCAGACUGCAGUGAUGCCUAUGAUGAACAUCAGAAUUGCACCAGGAGAUCUUGCUCUGCAAAUGAAUUCACCUGUAAUAAUGGCCUCUGUAUCCGGAACUCGUACAGGUGUGACCGGCGCAAUGACUGUGGUGACUACAGUGAUGAGAGGAACUGCACUUACCCGCCUUGCACUGAUUAUCAGUUUACCUGUCAGAACGGGCUCUGCAUUCCAAAGGGCUACAUCUGUGAUGGGGACAAUGACUGUGAAGAUGAAUCUGAUGAGCUGGAGCACUUGUGCCGGACCCCAGAACCCACAUGCCCCCCUCAUGAGUUCAAGUGUGACAAUGGGAACUGCAUUGAACUGGUGAAAAUCUGCAACCGCCUAGACGACUGUUCCGACAACAGUGAUGAGAGAGGGUGUGGCAUUAAUGAGUGCAAUGACCCUUCAAUCAGUGGCUGCGAUCAGAACUGCACAGACACCCAAACCAGUUUCUAUUGUUCUUGUCGUCCUGGUUACAAGCUUAUGUCUGACAAGCGGAGUUGUGAUGAUAUUGAUGAAUGCAAGGAGACGCCCUCUGUCUGUAGCCAGAAGUGUGAGAACACAAUGGGCUCCUACAUCUGUAAAUGUGCCCCAGGCUAUAUUCGUGAGCCAGAUGGAAAGAGCUGUCGGCAGAAUAGUAACAUCACACCCUAUCUCAUUUUUAGCAACCGUUACUAUUUGAGAAAGCUAGCUAUAGAUGGCGAGUAUUACUCUAUCAUUUUACAAGGACUAGGCAAUGUUGUGGCACUUGAUUUUGACCGAGUAGAAAACAGAUUGUACUGGGCUGAUGUACAGAGGAAAGUCAUUGAGAGAAUGUUUCUGAAUACGACAAAUCGAGAGACAGUCAUAAACCACGAUCUACCAGCUGUAGAAGGUCUGGCUGUAGAUUGGGUUACCAGAAAGCUCUAUUGGUUGGAUGCUGGACUGGAUGGCCUCUUUGUCUCUGAUCUCAAUGGUCGAUUCCGCCGCAAGCUGGCUGAGCACUGUGUGGAUGUGAACAACACCUUCUGCUUUGAAAAUCCCAGGGGAAUCGUGCUUCACCCACGAUAUGGGCACGUCUACUGGACAGACUGGGGUCACCGGGCAUACAUUGGGAGAAUUGGCAUGGAUGGAACCAAUAAGUCUGUGAUUAUCUCUACCAAGAUAGAGUGGCCCAAUGGCAUCACCAUUGACUACACCAAUGAUAGACUGUACUGGGCAGAUGCACACCUGGGUUAUAUCGAGUACUCUGAUUUGGAGGGCCACCAUCGGCACACAGUGUAUGAUGGGACACUGCCACACCCCUUUGCUAUUACUAUUUUUGAAGACACUAUUUAUUGGACAGAUUGGAAUACGCGGUCAGUUGAAAAGGGAAACAAAUAUGAUGGAUCAAAUAAGAUGGAGCUCAUGAACAUAACACAUAGACCAUUUGACAUCCACGUGUAUCAUCCAUACAGGCAGCCGGUUGUGGACAAUCCUUGUGGUGUCAACAAUGGUGGCUGUUCUCAUCUCUGCCUCAUCAAAGAGGGAGGCCAAGGAUUCACCUGCGAAUGUCCAGACCACUUCAUGACCCUCCGUCUCGGUGGGACUACCCGCUGCCUACCCAUGUGCUCCAGCACCCAGUUUUUAUGUGCUGACAGUGAAAGGUGCAUUCCUAUCUGGUGGAAAUGUGAUGGACAGAGAGACUGUGCAGAUGGCUCCGAUGAACCGGCCCUUUGUCCACCACGCUACUGUCGUUUGGGACAGUUCCAGUGCAGUGAUGGCAAUUGCACCAGCUCACACUUUUUAUGCAACAGUCACCAAGACUGCCCUGAUGGGUCUGAUGAAGACCGUAUUCUUUGUGAGAAUCACCGGUGUGCAUCCAAUGAAUGGCAGUGUGCCAACAAACGUUGUAUCCCAGAAUCCUGGCAGUGUGAUUCGGAGAAUGACUGCUUGGAUAACUCAGAUGAAGACAGUUCCCACUGUACCACCAGGACCUGCCUCCCGGGCCAGUUUAGGUGUGAUAAUGGCCGCUGCAUCCCCCAGUCUUGGAAGUGUGAUCAUGACAAUGACUGUGGAGACUACUCAGAUGAGCCCAUCCAGGAAUGCAUGGGGUCUGCGUAUCGCUGUGAUAACCAUACGGAUUUCAGCUGUAAAACCAACUACCGCUGCGUCCCACAGUGGACAGUGUGCGAUGGUGUUGAUGACUGUAGGGAUAACAGUGACGAGGAAGGCUGUGAGGAGAUGACGUGCAAUCCUUUGGGGGAUUUCCGCUGCAAUAAUCACUACUGCAUCCCUCUUCGCUGGAGAUGUGAUGGUGAAAAUGACUGUGGAGAUCACUCAGAUGAGGAGAACUGUGUUCCCCGGGAGUGCACGGAGAGUGAGUUUCGAUGUGACAAUCAGCGCUGCAUUCCCUCUCGAUGGAUCUGUGACCAUGACAAUGACUGUGAGGACAACUCAGAUGAGCGAGACUGCGAGCUGAAAACCUGCCAUCCUGGAUAUUUUCAGUGUGGAAGUGGACAUUGUGUACCUGAGCAAAUGAAAUGUGAUGGAAUUGCUGACUGUCUCGAUGCCUCUGAUGAAGCCACUUGUCCCACCCGCUUUCCCAAUGGUGCAUACUGUGCAGCUACUAUGUUCGAAUGUAAAAACCAUGUUUGUAUCCAGCCAGUUUGGAAAUGUGAUGGUGAUGAUGACUGUGGCGAUGGUUCUGAUGAAGAACUUCACCUGUGCAUUAAUGUUCCCUGUGACUCACUAUCCCGUUUCCGUUGUGACAACAAUCGAUGCAUUUACAGACACAAGCUGUGCAACCAUGUGGAUGACUGUGGAGAUGGAAGUGAUGAGAGGGAGGAGCAGUGUAGGGCUCCAACCCCUAGACCUUGUACAGAAGAUGAAUUUAAGUGUGGCAGUGGACAUUGUAUCCCACGGCACUAUGUAUGUGAUAAUGUCGAUGACUGUGGUGACCAUUUUGAUGAAACAGGUUGCAAUUUAGGAGAACAAAGAUCAUGUGCUGAAAAUCUGUGUCAACAUAAUUGUACCCAGUUAAAUGAAGGAGGAUUUAUCUGCACCUGUAGACCUGGGUACAAAGCGGGUACUUCGAACAGAAACUUAUGUCAAGACAUCAAUGAAUGUGAGCAGUUUGGGACUUGUCCCCAGGACUGUCAUAACACCAAAGGAAGUUAUGAAUGUGCUUGUGUGGAGGGAUUCACGUCUAUGGGUGAGCCCUACGGAAAACGAUGUGCAGCUGACGGUAAUCCUCCUUUGUUGCUACUGCCUGACAACAUUAGAAUUCGGAAAUAUAAUCUUUCAUCUGAGAAAUUCUCAGAUUAUCUUGAAGAUGAGGAGCAUAUUCAAGCUAUUGAUUAUGAUUGGGAUCCGGAGGGCAUAGGCCUCAGUGUCGUGUAUUACUCUGUGCUAGGCGAGGGCUCUAAUUUCGGUUCAAUCAAACGUGCCUAUAUCCCCAACUUUGAAACUGGUGGCAAUAAUCUCGUGCAGGUAGUUGACCUGAACCUGAAAUACAUAGUACAGCCAGAUGGAUUAGCAGUGGACUGGGUUGGAAGGCAUAUUUACUGGUCAGAUGCCAGGACGAAACGGAUUGAGGUGGCUAAGCUUGAUGGAAGGUACAGAAAGUGGCUCAUUUUCAGCCUACUAGAUCAACCAGCUGCAAUUGUUGUGAAUCCCAAACUAGGGCUUAUGUACUGGACUGACUGGGGAAGAGAGUCUAAAAUCGAGUGUUCCUGGAUGGAUGGGCAGCAUCGGCAAAUCUUGGUUUCUGAGAACCUUGGUUGGCCAACAGGCCUUACCAUUGAUUAUUUGAACAAUGACCGAAUCUACUGGAGUGAUUCCAAGGAGAACGUUGUUGAAUCCAUAAAAUAUGAUGGAACUGACAGGAGAGUCAUUUCAAAUGAAGCAAGGAGCCCUUAUAGCCUGGAUGUCUUCGAAGGACAGAUAUACUGGACAUCGAAGGAAAGGGGAGAAGUAUGGAAGGAAGAUAAAUUUGGGAAUGGAGAUAGAGUGAAAGUGCUGACAGUGAGCCCUUGGCUCACUCAAGUUCGAAUCUUUCAUCAACACAGACACAAUCAGUCAGUGCCCAACCCCUGUAAAGAUGUCUGCAGUCACCUCUGCCUACUGAGACCUGGAGGAUACAGCUGUGCCUGUCCCCAAGGUUCCAGCUUUAUGCAGGGGAGUGUCACUCAGUGUGAUGCAGCCAUCGAAUCUCUUAUCACCAUGCCCCCCGCAUGCAGGUGUAUGUUCGGAGGAACUUGCUAUUUUGAUGAGAAUAACCUCCCCAAAUGCAAGUGUCCUAGUGACUACACUGGAAGCUACUGUGAAAUAGGAUUUUCAAAAGGCAUUCCUCCAGGAACAACAGCAGUGGCAGCACUGUUGACAGUCAUCUUUGUCAUCAUAAUUGGAGCUUUGGCGAUUGGAGGAUUUUUCCACUAUAGGAGAACCGGCUCCCUUUUACCUUCUCUGCCCAAGUUGCCAAGCUUAAGUAGUCUCGUCAAAUCGUCUGAACAUGGAAAUGGGGUGACCUUCAGAUCAGGGACGGAUGUUACCAUGGAUAUUGGAGUAUCUAGUUUUGGGCCUGAGUCUGCUAUUGACAGAUCAGUGGCGAUGAGUGAACACUUUGACAUGGAGAUAGGCAAGCAACCUAUAAUAUUUGAAAACCCAAUAUACUCAUCCAGAGACAAUGCUGUCAACAUGGUUCAGCCAACCCAAGUGACUGAAUCUGGAAGUGGGGUUAACAAGAGUUAUGAAAGUUCCAUAAGCCCAUCUCAGAUAGCUCCAGAGACAAAGGAGACUUCCUCAAGUGCUAAUGGAACUCAGGCAACAAAAUGGAAUUUCUUCAAAAGAAAACUGAAACAAACCACCAACUUCGAAAAUCCAAUCUAUGCGGAGAUGGAGACAGAGCAAAAGGACAGUGCUACUGAGGCCCCACCUCCAUCACCUACUCUCCCUGCUGAAGUCCCUCCAAGAAGAGACCCAACUCCAGUCUAUACUGCAACAGAGGACACUUUUAAAGACACUGCUAACCUUGUUAGAGAGGACUCUGAGGUAUAG
Messenger RNA from Trichechus manatus latirostris (Florida manatee), 13905 nucleotides. It is a transcript of the gene LRP2, whose product is annotated as LDL receptor related protein 2. NCBI's taxonomy places the organism in Eukaryota, Metazoa, Chordata, Mammalia, Sirenia, Trichechidae. The record is from RefSeq and is a predicted model, not a curated record. Gene Ontology annotation, cellular component: plasma membrane; apical plasma membrane; signaling receptor complex. Gene Ontology annotation, molecular function: calcium ion binding; hormone binding; protein binding. Bases 1 to 13905 code for a protein of 4634 amino acids. Gene Ontology annotation, biological process: receptor-mediated endocytosis. The transcript has 79 exons.